This is a messenger RNA of Bombina bombina (fire-bellied toad), 3944 nucleotides long. Its product is annotated as CLIP-associating protein 2-like. Lineage: Eukaryota; Metazoa; Chordata; Amphibia; Anura; Bombinatoridae. Gene Ontology annotation, cellular component: cytoplasmic microtubule; mitotic spindle; microtubule organizing center. Gene Ontology annotation, biological process: mitotic spindle assembly. The transcript is spliced from 29 exons. Bases 132 to 3665 code for a protein of 1177 amino acids. Gene Ontology annotation, molecular function: microtubule binding. The record is from RefSeq and is a predicted model, not a curated record.
UGUGUGCUGAGAGCUCUGCUUGUAGUUCCUGAAAAUCUGUUGUUCUUUGCUUAUGGGGGAAGGGAAGAAGGGCCAUGUGAGCUACCAGGAAUAUCCUACAUUUAAGGGGAAAUCCAGGAUUAUUGAGAGGAAUGAGGCGACUGAUCUGCAAACGCAUCUGUGAUUAUAAAAGCGUUGAUGAUGAUGAGACAGUGGAUGGCAACAGAUCCUCAGCUGCAUCAGCUUUCAAGCUUCCUGCUCCCAAGAGACCAGGGAAUCCAAGCAACCCUGCAAGGAAGCCUGUGACUGGAGUCAAGGUUGUAGGUGCAAUGAAGGAAGGAGGUGCAGGAGCACUUGAUGAAGACGACUUUGUAAAGGCUUUUACAGAUGUUCCCUCUGUACAGAUUUAUUCCAAUCGUGAACUUGAAGAGACUUUAAAUAAAAUACGAGAGAUCCUUUCAGAUGAUAAACAUGAUUGGGAUCAGCGAGCCACUGCACUUAAGAAAAUUCGUUCGCUGCUUGUUGCAGGAGCUGCAGAUUAUGAUUGUUUUUUUCAACAUUUGCGAUUGUUAGAUGGCAGUUUCAAACUAUCUGUUAAAGAUCUGCGUUCACAAGUGGUGCGUGAAGCUUGCAUUACAGUGGCUCACCUUUCAACAAUUCUUGGUAACAAGUUUGAUCAUGGAGCCGAAUCAAUUGUACCUCCACUUUUUAAUUUGGUCCCAAACAGUGCCAAAGUCAUGGCAUCUUCUGGAUGUGCUGCAAUCAGGAUCAUCAUUAGACACACGCAUGUUCCAAGGCUCAUUCCUUUAAUUACAAGCAAUUGUACAUCAAAAUCAGUGGCUGUGAGGAGACGCUGUUUUGAGUUUUUAGAAAUGCUUUUGCAAGAAUGGCAUACUCAUUCAUUAGAACGACAUGUAACAGUGUUGAUAGAUACUAUCAAGAAGGGCAUACAUGACCCUGAUGCUGAAGCAAGAUCCGAAGCAAGAAAUGCUUAUUGGGGUCUCCGGAAUCACUUUCCAGUUGAUGCUGACACACUUUACAAUGCUCUUGAGCCGCCUUACCAAAAGACUCUACAGUCUCAUCUUAAAUCAUCCAGCAGUACAACAUCCAUCCGACAAUUAGAUCGCCCAUUCCAAAGUUCACAAGAAAGCUUAAAUUCUGCUUCAAAAUCAACCCCUGCAAACACCCAGUCUGGAAAAGAGGAUGUCUCGGACAAGAUUGAUGGAUAUGUCCGUGCAAAACGUGGUACUUUUUCUUCUGCCACUGUAUCUGCUGAAACAGACUCAAGAGGACGCAGUCAGACAAGAGCAAUCUCCCAGUCACAGCCUGGAAGUAGGUCUGGAUCCCCUGGAAGAGUCUUAACUACCACCACCCUGUCAACUAUGAACACUAUGAACAGUAUGAACAGUGGAGUCCAAAGAGUUCCAACAAAUCCUCCUCAAACACAAAAACGGAGCAAGAUUCCCCGGAGCCAGGGCUGCAGCCGUGAAGCCAGUCCAUCGCGGCUUUCAGUGGCAAGAGGCAGUCGCAUUCCUCGACCUAGUGUGAGUCAGGGGUGUAGCAGGGAGGCGAGUCGUGAAAGCAGCAGGAAUACAAGCCCUGUCCGCUCUUUUCAACCCCUUCCUUCCCGGCAUCAUUCCCGAUCUACUGGUGCUCUCCACACCCCUGAUGUGUAUGGGACUUCAGGUUAUGGGAUCAGCCACCAAAGCCGGUUAUCAUCAUCAGUCAGUGCUAUGCGUGUUCUGAACACAGGCUCUGAUGUGGAAGAAGCAUUAGCAGAUGCAUUGAAAAAGCAAGCCAACAGAAGAUUUGAGUCUUAUGGCAUGUACUCAGAUGAAGAUGCCAAUAGUGAUGCCUCAAGUGCCUGUUCAGAACGUUCCUACAGUUCAAGAAAUGGCAGCAUUCCCACCUACAUGCGCCAAACAGAAGAUGUAGCUGAAGUUCUUAAUCGUUGUGCCAGCUCAACAUGGUCAGAGAGGAAAGAGGGGCUUCUUGGCUUGCAGACAAUGCUGAAGAAUCAGAGGGUGCUAAGUCGUGUUGAAUUGAAAAGACUAUGUGAGAUAUUUACAAGAAUGUUUGCAGACCCCCAUAGUAAGGUGUUUAGUAUGUUCCUAGAAACCUUGGUUGAUUUUGUUCAGGUGCACAAGGAAGACCUACAGGACUGGCUUUUUGUGCUACUUACACAGCUGCUCAAAAAAAUGGGUGCUGAUCUUCUUGGGUCUGUUAAUGCAAAAGUUCAGAAAGCACUUGACAUAACAAGAGAAUCCUUUCCAAAUGAUCUCCAGUUUAAUAUCAUCAUGAGGUUUACUGUUGAUCAAACUCAGACACCAAAUAUUAAGGUUAAAAUUGCAAUUCUCAAGUAUAUAGAGACUCUUGCACAACAAAUGGACCCUACAGACUUUGUGAACUCAAGUGAAACCCGACUUGCUGUUUCUCGGAUUAUAACUUGGACUACGGAGCCCAAAAGUUCUGAAGUUCGUAAGAGAGAUACUCAGGCCAGCCUCCUCCCCACCGACUAUGGACCCUGGAACUUGAAAGGAUUCUGUCUUUUGGGAGGUGGGUGCCCCAGGAACGUGUGGAGGGCUGUUGCCCUGGGGUCUGAGUUGCCCCGUUUCCCUGAGUUUCCAGAGACACCAGGAGGAGGAGGACCAUGGGGCAGGCUUAGGGUUCCAGUGGCUGGGGAGGUGACCAAGGGUGCCCCUGACAUCCCCACAGCAGAAGGGCCGGAGCAGAGCCCUGAGAAUGGGAUUGAUCACUGCCCUCCACCCCCACUGGAUUAUUCUGGAGUAGCUGUGGAUACUGCAGGACCGGAGUUUGUCCCUGUGGUCCUGAAAGAGGCUGAGGUGGUCCCCUGUGUCAGGGGAGACAGCCCUGGAAUAGUAGCUGGGGUCCAUUCAGCAGGGGAGCUGGCAACCAGUGUGCUAUUUAACAGGGACAUGACUACAGAAGCUUUGUCCAUUCCUUUGUCUCAGGAUUACCCCUAUGGGGAGAUUGAAGACUUUGCAUUUACUGAUGAUGAAGCAUUACGCAUCAGGUGCGAAGCUGACAUGCAGGAGCUGGAGGAGACAAAAGUAAUAGAGGAAGUGUCUAGAUUAAAGAUUCUUGUGAGAAAUGAUAUCAAACAGAUCAAAGAUAAAUUACUACAUCAUAUUAUUCGCGCUAUGGCACUAAGGGUGCUACAAGAGAUACUGAAACAUCAGCCAUCGAGAUUUAAAAAUUACGCGGAACUCACUAUUAUGAAAACCCUGGAGGCUCACAAAGAUCCACAUAAGGAAGUCAUAAGAGCAGCAGAAGACACAGCCUCAACUUUAGCGACUUCUAUUAGCCCAGAUCAGUGUAUCAAAGUAUUGUGUCCAAUUAUUCAGACAGCAGAUUAUCCAAUAAAUCUAGCUGCAAUCAAAAUGCAAACAAAAGUAACAGAAAGGGUUUCAAAAGAAGUCUUGAGCCAGCUGUUACCGGAAAUAAUACCAGGAUUAAUACAAGGUUAUGAUAAUUCUGAGAGCAGCGUUCGUAAAUCCUGCGUUUUCUGCCUCGUAGCUAUCCAUGCAGUAAUUGGUGACGAGCUAAAACCUCAUCUCAGUCAACUCACUGGCAGUAAAAUGAAGCUGCUGAACCUCUACAUCAAACGGGCACAGGCAGGAUCUGGAGCAGAUUAUUCAACAGCAGAUUAUUCUGGUCAAAGCUAGUGACGCCCAUGUUGUUUUUGGUUCUCUUUUAUUCUCUCAUUGUUCCAGAUCUUUUAAGAAAAUUAAGAAUGUUUUAACAGUGAACCCCUAUUUACAUAAUCUCAUAUUUUCAUUAGAUUUCACUUUCCUAAACAGAGAAACUACCUGGUGGCCUGCAUGUGACUUUUGCAAUAUCUAGAGGUCAGCAGUCUGUUUAACUUAUUAAAAAUGCAAUUAAUUCAUUCCUAUGCACACUUGUGUCUCUUCUUGGAAAAAAAAUAUAUUAUUCAAAAAGUUAAA